UUUGUCAAUGUUGAAGUUUGAACGAAUUUGUCGAAACUCAACACCGAAAAUAGAAAUCUGUAGAAAUGUUUUGAAAUAAUAAAGUCUAGCUUUUAUAAUAUUUUGUGGAUUCAGAUAAAAUGAAUAAAUUGGCGUGUGUGAAUAGAAGUUUUUUAAAUGUGUUCAAGCACAAUGUCAGUGGAAAUUCCGGCUAUUUACUCGCUCCUAAAUAUGGUGCACCAAAUGUUUAUUUCAUGCGUGGAGCACACGAACAGAAGAAAAUCCGGUCUACUAUGAACUAUAUGAUAGCUCUCGGUGUUAUGACUGUAGGGUUAAGUUAUGCAGCAGUACCUUUAUACAGGAUCUUUUGUCAGGCAUACAGUUACGGAGGUACCAUAGGUCAGUCGGAGUCAAAUGAGUCAAUCAGUAAGAUGACAGCUGUGAAGGAUAGGCCGAUCAAAAUAAGGUUCAAUGCAGAUGUGGCAUCUUCCAUGCAGUGGAACUUCAAACCACAACAAGGGGAUAUUACAGUGGUACCGGGUGAAACAGCGCUGGCGUUCUACACGGCGCGCAACCCCACAGACAAGCCCGUGGUGGGCAUCAGCACCUACAACGUGAUCCCUUUCGAGGCAGGCCAGUACUUCAACAAGAUACAGUGCUUCUGCUUCGAGGAGCAACAGCUCAGCCCACAUGAACAGGUUGACAUGCCAGUCUUCUUCUACAUAGACCCUGAUUUCAUGGAGGAUCCAAGGAUGGAAUACGUGGACGAAAUAGUAUUAUCCUACACAUUCUUUGAGGCCAAAGAAGGACUUAAACUGCCUGUUCCAUCUUAUGCUAAGUGAACACUUAAGUGUAGUGCUAACUGUGAAUAGUCUAAUUAAAACUUAAUUAUUUUGUAGUAGGUAAACAAUAUAAUGUAGUGAAUUAUUUAUUUUCUGUUAAAAGUUAUAGCAACUAAGAAAUCAAGUUAAAAGCAUAACAUAUAACUGAGUAGGUUCCUGCGGUAGUGGUGCGGUGCGGGAGGGGUGUGAUGACGUCACGCGAGAGCUCAAUGGUUCCUCAACUUGUGACAACUGUCUCCCUUUACCUCAGAAGCCUACUCAUACAUAUGAGCUAUACCUAUUAAAAGCUAUUGUAAAAUAAUGACCAUAUGAAUGUAUAAAACUUGUGAAGUUGUCAACUUUUUAAUAGAUAUUUUUGUUAAUA
Maniola jurtina (meadow brown) is the source of this 1185-nucleotide messenger RNA. It is a transcript of the gene Cox11, whose product is annotated as cytochrome c oxidase assembly protein COX11, mitochondrial. Bases 120 to 821 code for a protein of 233 amino acids. The record is from RefSeq and is a predicted model, not a curated record. Gene Ontology annotation, cellular component: mitochondrial inner membrane. NCBI's taxonomy places the organism in Eukaryota, Metazoa, Arthropoda, Insecta, Lepidoptera, Nymphalidae. Gene Ontology annotation, molecular function: copper ion binding. The transcript has 4 exons.